CUCUGCAGCCAAGACAGCAACAGAGCUGGGAAAUAGUGGUCUCUGGAACGGUUUGUGACGGUAGGACCACACCAAGGGGGAGGAGGAAGGGGAACAUUAGCUGAAUCAGCAUCUCUUGUGAGUCAGAAGAAAAAUUAUUCCUGCCCCCCUGCCAGCACUUUGUGCAGAUCCAAAAUACCGUUCCCAGAAGAGUCCCUACGUAUGUUAGCAGGAAGACAACUGUCUGCACACUUUGCAGCAAGAACAGCGUGGCAACUGAUGCAGCACAGUGCUGUGAGCCUGGGGUAAUGAAUCUCCUGAAGGGAAAGCUGUGGAGUGCAGUGCUGACGGGCUUAAUCUGCUGACUGCCAGAGAUCAGAGAUCUUCUUUCUGACUCCAGGGACGCCUGCCUGCAAGAUCCAUGACUCAAAGCAAGCAAAUGACUAGCUGUAGUGUCAGGGUUAUGUAUUACAGCAUCCCCUUUUGUGGGGACGGCAGGAUGGAAAAACUACAGUUCCCAGCACCCUUUUGUGCAUGUCCCUGAAACUACAGUUCCCAGAACCUUUUCAUGAGCUGGGGAGGGUGUACAUGGAAGUAAUUGCUGAGGAAUUUUGCAUCACACCCCAUACUUUCAGUGCGGCCAGCCCUCGGGUAAAAACCGAAACAGAGGAAAAGCCAGGGAGCACUGAGACUGUGGAUUUGCCCACACCUAAUAACUGCAACACAGGGCAUCCUUCUCCUCCUGGUGUCUCACUGGGCAGACGCAGGGAGGAUCCUUGCCCCUAAGGGAAACACGGCUGCUGCGGAAGGAGAGCAGACAAACUACAGAUCCCAGCAUUCCCUAGCAGGCAGCACCUGCGGCAGUCCCUGCAUGCCAGGGGGAAUGAGGAUGUGGAUGGAGGGCGGGGAAGAGAUGAAGGGUGCUGUGGGGCUGCGCUGCACCUGGGACCCACCCCCCGUUGAUGCCCAGGCCAAGUGGGUGAGGCUCAAUGUGGGGGGCACCAUCUUCCUUACCACCAGGCAGACCCUGUGCCGGGAGCAGAAAUCCUUCCUGUGUCGCUUGUGCCAGGGCGAGGAGCUGCAGUCGGACCGGGAUGAAACGGGUGCAUACCUAAUAGACCGGGACCCUACUUACUUUGGACCCAUCCUGAAUUUCCUCCGUCAUGGGAAGCUGGUCCUGGAUAAAGAUAUGGCUGAAGAGGGGGUCCUGGAAGAAGCAGAGUUCUAUAACAUUGGUCCCUUAAUCCGAAUAAUUAAGGGUCGACUGGAGGAGAAGGACUACACAGUGAUGCAGGUGCCUCCUAAACAUGUCUACCGCGUGCUGCAGUGCCAGGAAGAGGAGCUCACUCAAAUGGUUUCCACUAUGUCUGAUGGAUGGCGCUUUGAGCAGCUUGUGAACAUUGGCUCGUGCUACAACUAUGGGAAUGAGGAUCAGACAGAGUUCCUGUGUGUGGUCUCCAAGGAACUGUACAACUCUUCCAGUGGUCUGAGCUCUGAGUCCAGCCACAAAGCCAAGGUGAGACCAACUUCACUAUGGCCUUCCUCCUAUUGCUUAUGAAACAAUUUGCUCUUGUCACCCCCUCUUCCUUUCUUCUCUCCGCUGUGACUGUGGAGCACUCAGUAGUGAAAUAGAUGGUGAUAUACAGGGGCUUUAUGACAUUACACCACGACAUUACACCAAUGGCCCAAAAAAAGGAAUGUGUAUGUUCAAGUAGUGAUGC
This is a messenger RNA of Centrocercus urophasianus (Greater sage-grouse), 1700 nucleotides long. It is a transcript of the gene KCTD17, whose product is annotated as potassium channel tetramerization domain containing 17. The record is from RefSeq and is a predicted model, not a curated record. Gene Ontology annotation, cellular component: Cul3-RING ubiquitin ligase complex; cytoplasm. The transcript has 5 exons. Gene Ontology annotation, biological process: proteasome-mediated ubiquitin-dependent protein catabolic process; protein homooligomerization. Bases 851 to 1537 code for a protein of 228 amino acids. NCBI's taxonomy places the organism in Eukaryota, Metazoa, Chordata, Aves, Galliformes, Phasianidae. Gene Ontology annotation, molecular function: cullin family protein binding.